AGAAGGAGGUUGCGAUCGGCGUCAUAUUAUCAAAUCUGGUUUUUCCCAAAUUCCCAAAUUCCUGCACUUUCUCUCUCUCUCUCUCUCUCUCUUCUCCACUCUCGAUCUCUCCGUCUCUUUCUUCGUCUUCUUCAUCUUCUUCUCAGCUUGGCGAAAUGAGCACAGGGGACCUUCUCAGCAUCGACCCUCUCGAGCUCAAGUUUAACUUCGAAUUGAAGAAGCAGAUCUGUUGUUCGCUACAAUUGUCCAAUAAGACCGAUAGUUAUGUGGCUUUCAAGGUCAAAACUACGAACCCUAAGAAAUACUGUGUUCGUCCCAACACGGGAGUCGUCUUACCACGUUCCACAUGUGAUGUUAUAGUCACAAUGCAAGCACAAAAGGAGGCCCCUGCUGAUAUGCAAUGCAGGGACAAGUUUCUACUCCAGAGCGUGAAAGUGAAUGAUGGUAUAGCUGCCAAGGAUAUUAAUGCGGAAAUGUUUAACAAGGAGGCAGGGCACAUUGUUGAGGAAUGCAAAUUGAGAGUGGUUUAUGCUUCUCCUCCUCAACCACCCUCUCCAGUGGCAGAAGGUUCAGAUGAGGGUUCUUCACCGAGGGGAUCUGUUACGGAGAAUGGAAAUUCUAAUGGUGCUGAGUUUACCAAUGCUGCAAGGGCGUUGGCUGAUCGGCCUGAGUUUCAGGAAAAAUCUUCAGAGGCAAAAGCUCUUAUUUCGAGAUUGACUGAGGAAAAGAACAAUGCAGUUCAACAAAAUAACAAGCUUCGCCAGGAACUGGAACUUCUGAGACGCGAAAGCAGCAAAAGCGGCAGUGGUGGUAUUUCAAUCAUGGUUGUCAUCUUUAUCGGCUUGCUUGGCAUAAUUUUGGGAUAUCUUAUGAAGAGGACAUAAGCAUGUGUCUAGUAUUAUAAAUGGUGUGGCAUGCUAUUUCCUUGUCGAUUCCUUUUUUGACCCCAAAUCAUUGGAAGAAUGAAGAGGGGACCGAGGAGAAAGUAAUCGAAGAGGAGGUGUUGCUUUGUGUUAGUUAUUAGCCUUGUGAAAGUAACAAGUUUAGGUGGGUUCAUCAUCAUCAUCAUCAUGGGGUACUAUUGUAGUUGCUGCUGGACUUUGCAAGUAGUAGUGCGUCUUUAACUUAUGGUCUUCAGUAACAUGCCAUUCUUUUUGUAACUUAAGAAAAAGGGAUGAUCUUUCAUUUUGCUUUCUUUCAUCGUUCAACUAGGGAGGUCCUGGUAACAGUAUCUCUUGUGACUGUUAAUAAAUUUAUACAUUUUCUGUGUGCUGCAAACUAGUAGCUUCAUUUCCCAAUAAUUUUGAUUCUUUA
Molecule: messenger RNA, 1314 nt
Organism: Humulus lupulus (European hop)
Lineage: Eukaryota; Viridiplantae; Streptophyta; Magnoliopsida; Rosales; Cannabaceae
Product: vesicle-associated protein 1-2-like
Exons: 8
Coding region: 156-884 (242 amino acids)
Biological process (GO): endoplasmic reticulum membrane organization
Cellular component (GO): plasma membrane; endoplasmic reticulum membrane
Source: RefSeq, a predicted model, not a curated record